CACUUCUCUGUGGGAACCUUUUCGCGGCUGUUUUCUUUUUUUUUUUUUUUUUUAAUUCGAAAUGAGUCAUCCGCGACGAUCGCGUCCAGUGACGAUUGCGUGAUCCGCAGGAACGAGCGAGACAAAAUGAAAGGAGAACCGACGCGUCGUUUCCUUCUGCACUCGCGGUUUCUCAGAAUAUCCUUUGCGGUCACGAUGCCUCGCUCUCGAAUCAUUGGAAGGCCGGGAAACUCGGCGGGAGCUGGUAUCUCUCUUUCUCUCUCUCUCUCUCUGGCUUUCCAUUCGCCGUGACCUCAAAACCCUAUGUUGACCUUAGAAGGGCCGCGUCGUGGUUGCUCGCACCGCGUCGUGGUUGCUACCAGCCAGCUGAAAAAAAAAAAAAAAAAAUAUCAUUCACGCCUCCUCGGGGUGUAGCCGAGCUCGAUAAGAUAGUCGCGCGUCUGUGGCGUCAAGGCGAAUUUACACGGUUCGCACUUGAUGAUCCUCGCCUGAUGAUUCAUCCGAGCCGAAUGCAUUCGACGAAGGAGUUUUUGUUUCGACCGGGGGGUAUCGGCACCUCGAUGAAAAUAAUCGGGGAGUGAAGCGGAAUUUUCCGAUAUAGCUAUUUGAAACUACAAACACGUUUCACGGACACGUCUGAAGUUAUAGAAUUCGAAAGGGAGGAGGCAGUCACUCCGAUUAGACGAAGGAAUACAAAUAUUAUCAGAGCGAUUAUUUAAGGUAACUUUGACAUCGAUGAUUUAGAGUGACUAACGUUCGUUUAAUUUAAUCGGUGUUUAACUUAUUAGAUAGUCUAUCUCGAGUUGAGCCUUCAUGACUGAAGAGGCUUCGUAUGAUUCACACUCAUGAAUACUUCAAAAUGAUUCUAUUGACAAAGGUAUUCUCGGUGGUUUAUUUUCUAAGAAAUGGUGAUCAUUUAACAAUCAGAUAUGCUCAGGGUAGAUUUGUACUUAAAUAAUUGCCGUAGAGAGUAGACGCAACUUUAUGCUACUAUCAUAAAGUUUUAUUUAAUGUGUAUUGAUAAUUAAGCAAUAUCCAAUAAAUUUUAAUUUUUUUGUGAAAAAAAAAGAGAAAAGAUUAAGGACAGUGAAUCGUGCAGUUAGAAAUUUUGCUCGAAGCAAUUCUGCCAGUUGAAUUAAUCGUCAAUCAACGUAAUCGAAAAUUGAUCAAAAUCGACCUUAAGAUAUAAUUCGUCCGUCAUACGUAAAAACAGUCGUAAUCGAAAGACCAUGAGCACGUUGACCUAAACAUGAUCAUUCCAAAACACGUGAGAUCGCACUUUUAAUCGCGACCGGCUUACGGUUACGAUUAGAAUUCUCUUUUUACGCGUGAUGGCUUUUAAAAGGAGGCUGCGUACGACUUCCGAUAUGCAGAUCUCCGUGUUUAAUUGCCUUGCAUGAUCGGUGUCAUUGACACUCGGCGCCGUGAAGAAGAUUGCCAUUGGAUCGCUGGUCGAUCCGAUGAGAAUUCAAACACGGCACAGUAAAGAGGUUAAGACGACACUUAACCCCCCCUCCCCUCUCCGAUCGCAUAUGGUUCCCAGUUGGAACGAACGGCACUGGCGGCGUGUCGUAACACACGAACCUUAUGUGUACACUAAUUAGGACCAUUGAGGAGGAAGACGGAGAGAAGACAUUCGAUAUAUAGGACGCCACCCGUUAGCUCGUUGCCGGCGGCACGCGGUUGCGCGACGCAUUAACAUUUAACAUUAAUACCAACCCGUUCCCCCUACUAGUCUCAUCUCAUGUAUCCUCCCCCUCCUACUAGCUCUCAUCUCCUUCCCUCUCCGUUACAACGAUUGAUAUCAUUUUCACAAAUCAAGUUCUCCUCUCGAAGUCGGAAAUCCAAACAGUGACGUCCGAGCUUCUUGUUGCGAAACAAAAAUUUUAUGGCAUGAGAAAAAGGCUUUGCUUCGAUAUAUUUUAAUUUUUUUUUUUAAUGUUUUACAUAUUUAUAUGCCUCCUACACAUUUGAUUUUUAUUCCGAUAAGUACAUUGUGCAAAUGUUACACAAUUAUCACAAAUUGAUUAAAAUUUUUCAAUAUGCCAUAAUAUAAUUUCGUUAGAAAUAAAAUUUCUAAAUAUUUAUCAAAGAGACAAAUCCAAAUUUGUUAGACAUACGUAUUUUACAAUUCUUUAAAAAACCGCGUUUGUGCGGUAAAACUUUCAUUGCUAAUAACUAAUAGAUUUUGCUACAGCAGCAUAAAAUUCGUUGUGAUAGCAAAAUACUUUUUUUUAUGCAUAAUUGUAGAUUUUAAUUUUUAUGCUAGAUUGCGUUAAAUAAAUUUUGUUCGGGAUAUAUUUACAUAUUUAGAUUUUUCGUGAGAAUGUAGUUUAUUCUCUCUCUCUCUCUCUCUCUCUCUCUCUCUCUUUCAUUUCACGUUCGCUUGCGUACUUUGGCGCAUCGCCACGGCUCGUUAAUUUUCCGGAAAUGUAUUCGAACACUGUUGUAAUCGUGCGUUUGUCACGAGGUACGCUACCCUCGACGACCCGAUCACCAGGGCCCCACCUCAACCACCGAUUCUAAUCUUGAUUUACGAAUAAUAAAUGCAAAUUCGCAGGCUUGCGCUAAUGCGCCGCUUGUUUCCGGAUGAAUGCGACACUUUAAUUAAAUGGCUCGUGAUAAUACUCGACAGCCCUCGUGUUUGCCACUACGUCUGAUUCUUCAAGAAAGUGACAUAAAAAUAUUGUCAGAGAUACUAUCUAGAUGUUGUGACUGUGUCGCAGUUUUUUCUGUGCUAUUUUAACGAGAGUCAUUUUAAAUCGUUAAAAAUAAAGAAUCAUUAAAAAACGUCUCAAGAUAUGACACAGGUACAAACGAGAGGUGGCAAAUUUUGAAUAAAAUUUCCCAUACUUUUUCUUAUACUCGGAAGAGAGAGAGACAUAAGAUAUGUUUUGCAUACUUAUUAUGGAUGAACAAUUAUAUUGUUUUACCCUCCAGAAAAACCGGCCGAACACGGUCGGUCGGUCAGAACGCGCGGAGGCAACGUUUUUAAGUACGAAAGGAUCAUUCCGUUGGCGCACGUAUAACGGGGAGUCGCGCUGGAAGGCAAGGAGCCCAGGCAAAAGGCAAGGCAAGAAGACAAGGCCCGGCAAAGACGUAAGAGAAGGCUUGGCUCUCCUCCUUCUCCCUCGCUCUUUCUCUUUCUUCCGAGUUCGAGGCGAAGUCGCGUCGUCGUAUCGGCCGGCAGUCGCCACGGCCGUUUCUCAACCCUUUCGCGGUUACGUCACGUUAAAAAAGCUAUUUGGGGUCAACACCCCGCGCAACAGCGACACGUGUAGUACUCCUUGGAUCCCUCUCUGUCUUCCCCCUCUCCCCCUCCGGUUCCGCGGCGGCCCUCCACCCCGUGGUAACGCGAAGACAGCCCUCUCUCCCUCCUCCGCCUUCGCGCGCGCAAGCAAUGACGCCAUUGCUGUCACUUCCCUUCCCUCCCUUCGUCUUGCUCGCCUUCUCUAAGUGUGUUCCUUCUACUCUCACCGAGGUUUCUAAAGCUUCCUAGACGUGCCAGGGCCAGAAUUCCAGCGAAGUACUGGCAGGGAAGGGGGGGAGGCGAAGGUUGCCGGAUAGGGUUGCCAAAGUGUACAGUAAAAAGUAUCACGUUCUCUCUUUCAUUCGUCAUUAUUAUUCUUCGUUGUAUAUACAUAUGUACAUAGAAAAAAAAAAGUAUUUUGUACAGGAAAAAUUAAAUUAAAUUGAAAUAUUAUUGAAACAUUAACCCUUAAGGAAAAUAAUCAUAACAACCAAGCAAAACGUAGUGAGCUCUCUUGCAACAGAAGAAACAUUAAACGGAGAGAGAAAGAGAUGAAGAAAAAGAGAGAGACAGAGUGUAGAUAACUGGGAAGGGAUCAGACUGAAAGAAGGGGGGGAAAGGCAAAGCAGCCCUGAGCGAUACAGCCCUGGCCGUGGGCGCAACGAAAGAAUGGUAGGAGAGCCCGAGUUUCUCGAGGAGCGAGCGAAUGAGCGCGCACGCUCCGAGCUAGAACUAGCUAGAGUCUCUCGCUAGAGCGGAGCCAAGGACGCUAGACGAUCAGCAACGGUAGUCGUGAGAGUCAAACGCGACAGUGGCGCGAAGGCGGUGGUGACUCCCCUUCACCCCGGCCCACGCCGUCUACGUUGUUCCUUCACGCCCCCGAGCCCCUCCGUUCCACGAUAUUACCACCGCCGCCACCGCCGCCGCCGCCGCCGCCGCCGCCGUCGCUACCACCAUUACCGCCGCUGCCCCGAGAGUCUCUCUCCACAGCUUCCCCUUCCAGCCACUUUUUUUUUGUCUGACUAUACGCCACUCUCGCGUCCAUCGCGACAAGGCGGCCUCCUCGGUGCCUUUUUUAUCAGUCGACCGAAAAGAUCUUGCGAGGAUCCUGCCGUUUCAUCGCGCGUUCGCACUCACUUGAGAAGUGUACGCGAGAAGAGGGGGGAGGAGCAACCCUCCUCGGGCAU
Messenger RNA from Monomorium pharaonis (pharaoh ant), 4437 nucleotides. RefSeq lists its product as uncharacterized. The record is from RefSeq and is a predicted model, not a curated record. Lineage: Eukaryota; Metazoa; Arthropoda; Insecta; Hymenoptera; Formicidae.